Molecule: messenger RNA, 1545 nt
Organism: Larimichthys crocea (large yellow croaker)
Lineage: Eukaryota; Metazoa; Chordata; Actinopteri; Sciaenidae
Product: isocitrate dehydrogenase [NAD] subunit alpha, mitochondrial-like
Exons: 11
Coding region: 92-1189 (365 amino acids)
Biological process (GO): isocitrate metabolic process; tricarboxylic acid cycle
Cellular component (GO): mitochondrion
Molecular function (GO): isocitrate dehydrogenase (NAD+) activity; NAD binding; magnesium ion binding
Source: RefSeq, a predicted model, not a curated record
AGUGAGACCUCCUCCUCCUCUCAGAGGAUCUCUGAUCAGAGUGAGACCUCCUCCUGCUCCUCUCAGAGGAUCUUCGUCUCUUCCUGUCAGGAUGGCAGCAGGCAGCGCGUGGAGGUCAAUGUUGUCUCAGGUGGUCGUCGGGGCGAUGAGGAGACCGACAGCUUCAUUUAACAGAGGAAUGCAGACAGUCACUCUGAUUCCUGGCGAUGGGAUUGGUCCGGAGAUUUCAACAGCCGUCAUUAAAAUCUUUGAAGCAGCCAAAGCUCCCAUCAGGUGGGAGGAGAGGAACGUGACCGCCAUAAAGGGACCCGGAGGUCGUUGGAUGAUUCCUCCUGACGCCAAAGAGUCGAUGGACAAGAGCAAGAUCGGACUGAAAGGUCCUCUGAAGACGCCCAUCGCUGCUGGACAUCCGUCCAUGAACCUUCUGCUGAGGAAGACGUUUGACCUGUACGCCAACGUGCGGCCCUGCAUCUCCAUCGAAGGCUACAAGACGCCGUACACCGACGUCGACCUGGUGACCAUCCGAGAGAACACGGAGGGCGAGUACAGCGGCAUCGAACACGUGAUCGUGGAUGGCGUCGUUCAGAGCAUCAAGCUGAUCACGGAGAACGCCAGCAGACGGAUCGCAGAGUACGCCUUCGAGUACGCGAGGAACAACCAGAGGACGAGCGUGACGGCGGUCCACAAGGCCAACAUCAUGAGGAUGUCAGACGGGUUGUUUCUCAGAAAAUGUCGUGAAGUUGCUGAAAACUACAAAGAUAUCAAAUUCACCGAGAUGUACCUGGACACAGUCUGUCUGAACAUGGUUCAAGAUCCGACCCAGUUUGAUGUUCUAGUGAUGCCAAACCUAUACGGAGACAUCCUGAGUGACCUCUGUGCCGGGCUCAUCGGAGGACUCGGCGUCACUCCGAGUGGAAACAUCGGCGCCAACGGGGUCGCCAUCUUUGAAUCGGUCCACGGCACCGCCCCUGACAUCGCUGGCAUGGACCUGGCCAACCCGACCGCCCUGCUGCUCAGCGCUGUCAUGAUGCUGCGUCACAUGGGUCUCCAUGACUACGGGAACAAGAUCCAGACGGCCUGCUUUGACACCAUCAGAGACAAGAAGGUGCUGACGAAGGACCUCGGAGGAAACUCAAAGUGUUCAGAGUUCACGGCGGAUAUCUGUCGUCGCAUUCAGGACCUGGACUGAAGCUGCAGACGGAACCCCUGAGGGAGCCGGGCCAGGCCGAGCCGGGCCAGGCCGAGCUGAGCCGGGCCGAGCCGGGCUGCACUCACAUAGAAAGUGUUUUUUUUGUUGUGUGGAGGGGGAGGGGCCAGAUGUGGAGGGGCGGGACCAUGUGUGGAGGGGGCGGGGCUUCUGUCGCAGUAAACAUUCACAGUAACAUACGCACACAUGUCACAUGACCAAGAGUGGCAUCAUCAUUUCCUGAGGGUUCUGACGUCAUAGUAACAAGAACGUGUUAAUAACCAUAUCUGAAUAUUAAUGAACUCGUCAGACAUUUUGAAUAUUUACUAUUUUUUUAACCGUUAAUGAACUGAAAGGUU